Messenger RNA from Sparassis crispa, 282 nucleotides. RefSeq lists its product as hypothetical. The transcript is spliced from 3 exons. The record is from RefSeq and is a predicted model, not a curated record. Lineage: Eukaryota; Fungi; Basidiomycota; Agaricomycetes; Polyporales; Sparassidaceae. Bases 1 to 282 code for a protein of 93 amino acids.
AUGCCUGCCUUGAACAAGGGCAUGACUCUCGAUAUACCUGGACGCGAGUGCAAGGCAGUGUGUCAGGGAUAUUCGUCACACGCGUACGGUGCCAUUGAAUCUCAAAUUAUGACACGUCCCCGCGUUUCUGCCGCCCCAGAAAACGCAGAAGUGACCUGGGUUUCUUUUCAUUGUUCCGCUUGCGUGCCCUCAUUACCUUGGUAUUCCACACGCAGAGGCACAUGCUCUCGUUAUCUCAGCCUGGCGAACUUCUCAGAGGUGCACCCGAGGGCAGAACCUUGA